Messenger RNA from Antechinus flavipes (yellow-footed antechinus), 2752 nucleotides. RefSeq names its product chromosome 4 C17orf80 homolog (gene MTNAP1). The coding region runs from base 757 to 2475 and encodes 572 amino acids. The record is from RefSeq and is a predicted model, not a curated record. NCBI's taxonomy places the organism in Eukaryota, Metazoa, Chordata, Mammalia, Dasyuromorphia, Dasyuridae. The transcript is spliced from 5 exons.
UGUAGUCCUCUUAAGAGCCGCUGGAGGUAGCAAAUUGAGUUUCCGCCAGAAGUGCGGACUUUAGGGUUUCCUGAACUCUCUACUGGAGAGGUGUGGAACUCUCAGAGUGAAAGCCUGGUUUCUGAGGAGUCCCCAAAAGGGAACCUGGAGUGGAUGCAUUGCUCCGAGAUGGGGGACUGACUGGGUUCGGGUAGUCGACUGGGAGCGAACUUGACCUCCAGUCUCCCCAGGGAUCUUAGCUCUUGCCUGCCUUGGUGUUGAAAGCCGGUGGUGGUAGGAUCCACAGAAGGAAUGAACCUACAGCCUAGGGACUCCCAAGAAAGCCACUUAGGGUUUUAGGCUUUAGAACUGCACGGAACUCUCCGGUCACUGUAUAUUUGGAAAAAUCAAAACCCCGAGAGGUAACGUGCCUUGCUGAAAGUACUAGUUAACAGUAGAAUUAGAACUCGAAUCCAGAUUUUCGGCUUCCAAAUCUUAGGUUCUUUCCGUCACACCUGUUGCUUGUACUGAUGGAGUGGAGCCCGAGAGAGGGAAAAGAAAAGGGGGACGGUAGAUUUAUGAAGAAACAAGAAGUUCAAGAGCCAUAUGGUGAAGAGGAAAAAAAAAAAAAAAAGGAAUAAGGGAAUUUAUAUGCCGGGAAGGGAAGGAAAACAGGAAAAUAUCAAGUAUUUCUCCCUGAUAAUGGGGAUGCUGGCAGCAUGGUAUUCAUGAUGUAGUUACUCGUCACCGAUAGAAUGAAAUCCUGGAAACAGAAAGAUGGCAGACAUCUUACCUCAAAUGGAGCUGUGUCCUCAUUGUAAGAAACAAUUUAAACGGUUAAAGUCUCAUUUACCUUUCUGUAAGAAGGUAGGAACCAUCCUUCCUUUUAAUUCAGACAUUACUAAUUCCAAGGCAGUUUUCUUUCAAGCUCCCAAAUCAAAGAAGUUACCAAAAAAGCUCACAAAAACUGAUUGUGAAGAGACACUUAAAAAAGAUCAAAGUAAGAGAAGAAACCUUAACCUUAUGAAAGUUAGACUACAUAAUGCUGACUUAGAAAUGAGAAUUGCUAUGCAGACAAGUGAAGAAAUGAAGAAGCAAAUUAAAAAUAACUCCCAAAUGACACAGAAUUCUACUAGACCAAAGAAGGUUGUGUUUUUGGCUGAGAAUGGGCAUUUGUUUUCUGCAGAAAAAAAAAAUUCCAAAGCAAGAUUUACAAAAUAUUUACCUAAAUCGGGGGAAGACAAGAACAAAAAUCCUUCAGAAAUUUUUGGGAGCAGCCCUUCCAAAUGUUCUUUUACCAAUGAAGAUAAGACACAUUGGUCAGGCUUGCUGAAUGAUAACAGAAUCGAGUACCCAGGACAGAAAUUCCUGGCAGAAUCAUUAGACUUGCCUUUCAGUAUUUGUGAGAGUUUUCCAAGUCUUGAUAGAAGUCAGAAUCCUUAUGCAAAUUUACAAAGCAAUGAGAGAGGCCUCAAAGCUUGGGACCCUAUUUCAGAAGCCUCAUACAGUGUCAAUAAUUCUGAGAUCCCGAGAAAAAGCAUAGGAUCCUUUUUCUCAACCAAUUAUGUAAAUUCCUCAUUGUCUAAGUCACUCCAAACCGGAGGAAGAGAGAACCAUCAUAUCAAACAUAGAGCAAAGAAAAAAGGAUUUCAUUUUGGAUUGGCAGCUAGAAAGUGUAAUUGGGAUAAAGGAUCUAAAGACAAUAUAUCACCUGAAGUAAAAGUACCCAAAUUGGAUUACAUGAGAGAUGGCAUGAGGAAGCAUGUUAAUAACAAUAAUUUAGCCAUAGAGAAGAUACCUCACCAUGACAAUCCUGAUUCAGAUUGUGAAGAAUCACUUUCUUUGGCAGAUUUAGGUAACCAAAGUUUGUCUACUUUGGUUUUAAAAUAUCUACAAGAAGAGGAAGAUGGGUACAAGGAUCUAGUCCCUCCAGUUAAUCCAGUGGAGAGUAAGAAACCAGUAUCUUCAGAUUCUUAUCCUAAUCCCAAUACAUGGGCAACACACACUAAAUAUAAUCAGCAACCUUUAAACCUGGCCUGUCAUUUUGCUCCUAAAAACCUGACUGGUGGUCAUAUUGAAACUACUGGCAGCAAGAACCUACCUACAUCCUUGGGACUAGAGUGGUUUCCAGAACUCUACCCUGGGUAUCAACAUCUGGGAGUGUUACCAGGGAGACCUCAGAAGGGGAAUAUUGAGGUCCAGAAACCACACCACAGCCUCCCAGAAGAGGAAAGAGUCUUACAAGCUCCUCCUUUGGAAAGAAAUCUGAUGGAUUUAAAGAUUGGAAAGCUUCCAUCUUGGCUUAGAGUCUCCAAUUUCUCUAUAAUGGGACUGCUGGGAAAAGUACAAAAAGCCUGGAUUAAAUACCCCAAAUUUGUCAGCUUGAAGAAGGGUGGCGCCGGUUGCAUCACCAUGUUCUGUGCUGGAUACUGGGUCCUUUGCUACAGUUGGAGUUUCAAGCACCUGAAAUUGCAGCGUUGGCGCAAGCACCACUGACUGAUCUGGACACUAUGUAUUGUGUCAAGAGUUCUUCUGAUAGACUGAGACGCAGUGAGAAGCAUGGAAAUUUAUAUAAAAGCUUAAGUUUUCAAUUGGGAAGAGGGAGGAGGAACAGUAAAAUUUUUGAAGUAUAUUGAAGUAUUAGUGGUACAUGUAUAAUUUUUAUCAAAUUGCUUGCCUUUAGUGGGUGGGGAGGGAGAGAACUUGGAACUCAGAAUUAAAAAAAAUGUUCUUAUGUAAUUGGAAAAAAUAAAUAAAAUAAUAAUUUUAAAAA